Molecule: messenger RNA, 972 nt
Organism: Trichoderma asperellum CBS 433.97
Lineage: Eukaryota; Fungi; Ascomycota; Sordariomycetes; Hypocreales; Hypocreaceae
Biological process (GO): retrograde vesicle-mediated transport, Golgi to endoplasmic reticulum
Source: RefSeq, a predicted model, not a curated record
AUGGCAGACACGGCUACCACCAACGAUGCGGAUGCUGCCGCCCAGCGAGCUGCAGAGCAGGCGCGGCUGCGCAAGGAGCGCAGAGAAGCAAAAAUCAAGGCUGGAGGGUCUGCGAGAUUGGAAAAAAUCACCGGCGUAGGCGGCCGUGUUACUGGAGACUCGGGAACUACAACCCCAUCUGCUCCGGAUGCCUCCUCAACCGCACCAGCAGCUAGCGAACACCACGAUCCCGCCGAGGUCGACAUCUCGGAGCACUUCUUCGCCCCUAAGAAGACGUCCCGCAAACCGAUCGAUGGCGUCUUCUCUCCCAGCCCCGAGCCGUCGCUCUCUGAGGCCCAGCUGCGCCAGAUGAUGCUCGGCCUUGAUCGCCCCGAACAAGCCGGCUCUACCGACGGCGAUUCAACAGGUCUGAGCCUACCUCCAGGCAUGGAAGACGAUCCCAUCAUGAAGAUGAUGUCGCAAAUGAUGUCCUCGGGCGCGAUCCCGGGCUUUGGCGGCGCUGACGGAGCCUCCAACCCUUUCGGCAACAUGCACAUGCCACAGCAGCAGGCCCCCGUCGAGCUUCCCAAAUCCUCAUCCGUAACUCUCUGGCGCCUCGUUCACGCCCUCGUUGCCAUUGGCAUGGGUCUCUUCUUCAUCCUGACCACAAAGUUCACCGGCAGCAAGUUCGAGCGCGAGAGCAUGGCCCUGGCUUACGACCAAGAGGUUGAUGACGAGGUGGAGAGGCGCAAGAACUUGUUCUUCUGGACGUUUGCCACCGCUGAAGUCUUGCUGUUAUCGACGAGGAUGUUCCUCGAUAAGAAGAGUACUAAUGCUACGGGUUUUGUCGCGACGGCUAUUUCCUACUUGCCGCAGCCUUAUCGGGGGUAUAUUGGGAUUGGGCAGCGUUACAUUCAGAUCUUUACUACUGUGAGGACGGAUAUUCUGACGUGCAUUUUUGUGCUCGGGGUUGUCUCUUGGUGGUUGGGAUGA